UCUCCUUUGCAUGCGAGUCUGUAAUAGUUCUGUCUUCAUUUGCCUCUGGCGGUCAAAGGCCUUUCCCUUUCGGAGGAGGGAUCGAAGGGAGGAGGCAGCGACGCUCGAAACAUGCAAACUCAGUCAAAUAGGACUGGGCUGGGCUGGGCUGGUGCGCGCUGGAGCGAAGGCAGCAGAUCCUCGUGCUCCUUUCCCCGCAGCAGGUCGGUCCAGUGAGUCUCGAUCUCGCCUGAGCCCUACAGCCGGACAUCGCCGGACAUCGCCGACUGACCAGCUCGCUGCACUGAGCCCACAGGAGAGCCGAGGAAGACCGCGGGCAGGAUGGAGUACACGUUCCGCGCCGUCACCCACACGCCUGGGAUCAUCGUCUGGAGGAUCGAGAAGAUGGAACUGGUGCUGGUGCAGGAGAAGUUCCACGGCAGCUUCUACGAAGGAGAUUGUUACAUCCUGCUGUCUACGCAGCGCUGCGGCACCACGGUGUCCUACCACGCCCACUACUGGAUCGGGUCCGAAUCCACGCAGGACGAGCAGGGGGCCGCCGCCAUCUACAUCACCCAGCUGGACGAGUUCCUGGGCGGGAGGCCCGUCCAGCACCGGGAGGUCCAGGGCCACGAGUCGGACACCUUCAGGGGCUACUUCAAGCAGGGCGUCAUCUAUAAGAAGGGGGGCGUGGCAUCAGGGAUGAAACACAUGGAGACCAACAGCUACGACAUCAAGAGGCUGCUGCACGUGAAGGGAAAGAGGAGGGUGACUGCCAAAGAGGUGGAGAUGGACUGGAAGAGUUUCAACCUGGGAGAUGUCUUCCUCCUGGACAACGGCAAGACCAUCAUCCAGUGGAAUGGUCCUGAGAGCAACCAGCAGGAGAGGCUCAAGGGAAUGUUGUUGGCCAGGGAUAUUCGGGAUCGGGAGCGGGGGGGCCGUGCGGAGAUCGGGGUGAUUGAGGGCGAUGCAGAGCAGGACUCGCCGGAGCUGCUGGAGAUCCUGACUGGGAUUCUGGGCCAGCGGACGCUGGAGCUGGGCAGAGGGGAGCCGGACGAACAGGCCGACCAGCAGCAGAAAGCCAACGUCACCCUGUACCAUCUCACCUCCACUCAGGGUCGUCACGCCUCCCAGGACGAGAUCGCCGCCUCGGCCUACCAGGCCGUCAGUCUGGACCAAAAGUACGGCGGGAAACCGGUCCAGGUGCGCGUCACCAUGGGCAAGGAGCCGCGCCACUUCAUGUCCAUCUUCAAGGGCAGGAUGGUCAUCUUCGAGGGCGGCACCUCCCGGAGGGGCAUUACGGACCCGGAGCCGCCCGUCCGACUGCUGCAGGUCCGCGGCACCGAGCCGUCCAACACCAAGGCCAUCGAGGUGCCGGCACUGGCCGCCUCCCUCAACUCCAACGAUGUCUUCCUGCUGCAGCACCAGGCGGGCUACUUCGUGUGGUGUGGAAAGGGCUCCAGCGGGGACGAGCGAGAGAUGGCGAAGAAGCUGAGCGUGCUGAUUGGUAAAGGGUCCGAGGAGAUUGUGGCUGAGGGCUUGGAGCCUGCCGAGUUCUGGGAGCAGCUGGGUGGAAAGACACCCUACGCCAACGACAAGAGGCUACAGCAGGAAGUUCCAGAUCACCAGCCCCGCCUCUUUGAAUUAUCCAAUAAGACUGGUCGCUUCAUUGCCACUGAGGUGACACAGUUCACACAGGAUGACCUCAGCGAGGAUGAUGUCAUGCUUCUGGACACCUGGGACCAAGUGUUCCUCUGGGUGGGCAACUCGGCGAACAAGACUGAGCGUGAGCAGGCGGUGGUCACAUGUCAGGAGUACCUGCUCACUCACCCUGGGGGGCGUGACCCUGACACCCCCAUCCUACUCAUCAAGCAGGGUUUCGAGCCUCCAACCUUCACUGGCUGGUUCACCGCCUGGGACCCCAACAAGUGGAGUGGAGGAAAGACCUAUGAGGAGCUGAAGAAGGAGCUGGGCGACGCUGCCUCUUUCACCAGGCUUGCGGCGGAUCUGAACGGAAGCUCUGCGGCCCCAGAUGAGGCCCCCAAGUCUUACGAGAAAUUCUCUCCCAAGGAGCUGCUCAACAAACAGGCGCAUGAGCUGCCGGAGGGCGUGGACCCCGCCUUGAAGGAGAAGCACCUCUCGGAUGAGGACUUUGUCGCUGUCAUGGGAAUCUCCCGGGACGAGUUUGACGGUCUGCCCCACUGGAAACAGCUCUGCCUCAAGAAGAGCAAAGGGCUUUUCUAACGGGAGGGGGGCGGGGCGCACAGGGGCACUGUGUGCACUGAGCCCACUGCAGGCCCCAGCCUGCAUCCUCGCACAGCGACGAUGCUUUUAAUCUCUGACCUCACCUGGAGCACGAACGGUCAUUACUGAGAAAAUAAAGUUGAACCUUUCUGCAGUC
Lepisosteus oculatus (spotted gar) is the source of this 2380-nucleotide messenger RNA. NCBI's taxonomy places the organism in Eukaryota, Metazoa, Chordata, Actinopteri, Semionotiformes, Lepisosteidae. The record is from RefSeq and is a predicted model, not a curated record.